AUGGCACCCAAGAAUCUCCCUCCCGCCGCCAAACAGGCAAAGAUUCUGAAUUGGUUCCGAGAAUCGAUGAAUGUCUACACUCUGAAAGAGCUCGAGAAGUUGGUGCAAUCUGUCGCAUCCAUCAACUCGAUGCAAGUCAAGGAAUACCUUCAAGCUCUUCAAGACGAGAACCUCAUCCGAGUCGAGAAAAUCGGCAGCGGCAAUUGGUACUGGUGCUUCAUGUCGGAUGCUAAGAAGAGCAAGGAGAACAUGAUCAACACCUUGAGGGCCGAAGAAAGCAAGAUGAUGGCUUUGAUCGCCGAGACGGAGAAGCAGAUUGAACAAGAGAUGGCCAAGCGCGAUGAGGAUGACGAGAUGCUGGUGGAUAAUGGCAUGGACAGGAAAGCCCUCUUGGAGGCCCACGAGACGCUCUUGAAGGAGAUGGAAACCCUCGACAAGGACUUGGCUUGCUACAGCGACAAUGACCCGGCCGAGAUUUCACGCAAAAUGGAGGAGACGAAGAGAACAAAGGAUUGUGCUAUCAAGUGGACUGAUAAUGUGGAGGCUAUGCAAUCAUUCCUUUUCAACAUCCUUGGGGAUCGCGCUCAGGUUGCCGCCACGAUGCAGACGAGUUGUGGUGAUGAGUACGUCGUUGGAGAGGGUUUGAAGGAUCUCUGUGCCCCAGCCUGA
Messenger RNA from Lachnellula hyalina, 669 nucleotides. It is a transcript of the gene mcp7, whose product is annotated as Meiotic coiled-coil protein. The coding region runs from base 1 to 669 and encodes 222 amino acids. Gene Ontology annotation, biological process: reciprocal meiotic recombination. NCBI's taxonomy places the organism in Eukaryota, Fungi, Ascomycota, Leotiomycetes, Helotiales, Lachnaceae. Gene Ontology annotation, molecular function: double-stranded DNA binding. The record is from RefSeq and is a predicted model, not a curated record. The transcript has 2 exons.